Microthlaspi erraticum is the source of this 918-nucleotide messenger RNA. The record is from the annotation of a GenBank genome assembly. Lineage: Eukaryota; Viridiplantae; Streptophyta; Magnoliopsida; Brassicales; Brassicaceae.
AUGAGUUUUCAUGUUCUUAGGUCUCCCAUAAGCUUGCGUUCUUACAGUAGCUCCCUCGUCGGUUUCUUCUCCAAAUCUCACAAUUCUCUUCUCUCUGCGAGAUGGGUUAGAGCCGGAGAAUGCAAUUCCAUCAGAUGUCUUGCUUCUGAUAUACGUGGAAAGAACAAGAAACAGAGACUGGACGAGGCAUGUCUCGAAAGGUAUAAAGAAUACAGUCGCACACUUAUACAAUCAUGGAUCUUACAAGGCAAAGUUCUUGUUGAUGGGAAAAGAGCUAUUAAAGCUGGUAUGCCUGUAUCCAGUGGCGUAUCCAUAAAGAUCAAUGCCGAGGUUCCGAAAUAUGUAUGUAGAGGCGGAAUGAAGUUGGAAGCUGCGAUUGAGAAGCUGGAUGUUGAUGUUUCUGAGAAAGUAGUUCUUGAUUCAGGACUUUCCACUGGAGGGUUUACGGAUUGCUUGCUUCGUUAUGGUGCAGCUCAUGUUUAUGGCGUUGAUGUUGGUUAUGGUCAGGUAGCUGAUAAGAUCCGCAAUGAUAAGCGAGUGACUGUUAUAGAGAGGACGAAUCUGAGAUAUCUUCCUUCGCUGCCACAAAAAGUUGAUGUAGUGACGCUAGACCUCUCGUUCAUUUCCAUUCUCAAGGUGAUGCCAGCUGUUAUGAAUGUGAUGAAUGAGAAUGCAACUUUAGUUACCCUUGUUAAACCUCAGUUUGAAGCUCGGCGAUCACAGGUUGGGAAGGGUGGCAUAAUAAAAGAUCCCGAAGUACAUCAGGAGGUUCUUGAGAAGAUAAUCAAUGGUGUUGAGAGAUAUGGAUUCACCAACAAAGGGUACAUUGAAUCUCCCAUCAAGGGCGCCGAGGGAAACAUAGAGUUCUUGGUUCGGUUCGACCGAGGGACAGUGAAACGCGAAGAAGAAGAAUACUAG